Bicyclus anynana (squinting bush brown) is the source of this 1409-nucleotide messenger RNA. RefSeq names its product RNA-binding region-containing protein 3. Gene Ontology annotation, molecular function: pre-mRNA intronic binding; U12 snRNA binding. The coding region runs from base 51 to 1409 and encodes 452 amino acids. NCBI's taxonomy places the organism in Eukaryota, Metazoa, Arthropoda, Insecta, Lepidoptera, Nymphalidae. Gene Ontology annotation, biological process: mRNA splicing, via spliceosome. The transcript has a single exon. The record is from RefSeq and is a predicted model, not a curated record. Gene Ontology annotation, cellular component: U12-type spliceosomal complex.
UCUGUGACAGUCAUAAUUUAUCUGUCAAAAGUCAAUGCUAUUUUUUUGUUAUGACUUUUGCUAAUUUGCUUGAUUUUGGUAAAACAAAACGGUCAAACAUAACAAAUAGAAAAAUGUCCACUGUGCUAAUAAUUAAACAUUUACCAGCUAUGUUGUCUUUAGAAGAUAAACAACAACUGUUAAAACAUUUUGGAGCUGAACAGGUUUGGGAAACUUCAAAAAAACGCGACUAUUUAUUCGCUUCAUUUUCUACAGUAGAAAAAGCUAAAUCUUCUUUAACACGCCUGCACCAACUAGAAAUCGCUAACAGAAGACUAGUUGUAGAAUAUUCUUUUGAAAAAGUACCAGUGGAACAAACUAAACAAAAACACGAUACUAAUUCAAGUACCACGGUUUUAAUAAAAGACUUUUUACGCGCCCUCAAUGCUUGGAAUCCAUCAGUAGACUUUUACCAGCCACCGCCUGUACAUAUUAAAUAUAAAUAUCCAAAAGUGACACCCCAAGUGGUCAUUAAUAUCAUCCAUUCUUUAUUUACACACCAACCAUUUUAUACUCAAACUUUACAUUUAAUGAAUAAGAUGUCACUUGAUACUCCAUUUAGAGAAAAUAAUACAGCUUUAACAUUUUUCAAAGAAACUUUCAGAGAGUAUUUUUUGGAUGAAAUACCAAUACUUCCACCCAGCGAGUCAGAAUCUGAAAUAUCAAGUGAUGAAACUUAUGAUAAGCAUAAACAACUUUUGCCCUCUGUCUCCAAGAGGAAAUCUACAUUACCAAAAACGAGAAAGAGGCCAGCGGCUGUUCUCUCUACAGCAACAUUAACCAAGCCAAAGAAACCGCACAUAACUAUUGACCAAAAAGAAGUAUUUGAUGUUGUUAGUCCUAUUGCUGUUGAAACAAAAAAAAUAUCAUUAGUUGUAUCUCAGGAUGCAUUGGCAAAGCAAUCAGAGGAGCCUGAAGUUGUCGGUGAGCUAGGAAAGUUUGAAAAAGAACAACCAACUGUAUAUGAUACAGUUGAAACUUCUGAACCAGAUCAGCCAACAAUAACUAGAAAAGAGUUGUUGAAGAACAGGAUAUCAUAUAGGAACAUGAAAGUUCUGCCAGUCUUUAAAAAUUAUCACCCAGGAGAACCAUCUAUGAGGUUGUACAUAAAGAAUUUAGCUAAAACAGUAACAGAACAAGAUGUUAAACGAAUAUACAAGCGUUAUGUAGAACAUAUACCAGAAGAUGAGCUGAUAGGCUUUGAUGUGAGAGUGAUGCAAGAAGGUAGAAUGAAGGGACAAGGCUUUGUUACAUUCCCCUCAGUCAAGAUAGCAGAGAAUGCUUUAAAUGAAACAAAUGGGUAUUUGCUAAAAGAAAAACCAAUGGUUGUACAGUUUGCUAGGGCUGCUAAUAAAAAAACUAUAGAUUAA